This is a messenger RNA of Aethina tumida (small hive beetle), 621 nucleotides long. RefSeq lists its product as uncharacterized. The record is from RefSeq and is a predicted model, not a curated record. NCBI's taxonomy places the organism in Eukaryota, Metazoa, Arthropoda, Insecta, Coleoptera, Nitidulidae. The transcript has 7 exons. Bases 1 to 621 code for a protein of 206 amino acids.
AUGGGUAUCAGCGAGGUAACUCAACGAAAGAGCGGGAGAGUAAGAAAGGCACCGCUACGUUACGGUUAUCGAAUUGUAGAUAUCAGAUACUUCCUAAAUAUAACAACUAAAAUUCAAGUACAACACAACAAGAGGUGCACUGGUGGACAAUUAGUUUAUCUAAAAGAAGUGCGAUAUGGAGGAUGGUCUAAACGAAGCUAUGGACAUACGUAUAAUGCAAAUUCUGGAGCUGCUGUUAUAAUAGGGAAAACAACAGGAAAAGUAUUAUUCAUGGUGAUUCCUCAGUUUUUAAAAAUAUUAAAGAAAAGGUACCAUAUGGACACGAGUGCUUGCAAACAGUAUUUGUGCACCAAUACUGGAGACGUUUCUAAUGAUCGAACAACUCAACUUAUAUCUUCUGGCCUGCAUCACCAUCUUUUUGGUGCUAUUGAGCAAUUAUUAAUGAAGGCUGAUUUACUUCUUGAUAAAGAAACCAACAAUAAAGCAGAAAUUUUUAUGAAUAUAAUGGCUCGUUUCAAUAUGGGAAAAAGAUUGAACUUGAUUCAAAGAAAUUCAUUUCAAAUACGAGCUCAUUUAAGCGUCCUCUCUUACAAUUAUGGUUCAGAUUGGAAUUAUUUCUGA